CAGAAACUCGGAGGAGUUCCCCCAGAAAACACGUGCGCACAUUUUCAGCGCGUUGAUGAAUUAAAAAAUUCACCAGAAUUAACAAUCUCUCAGAGGGAGUGAAAUUACUGCAGAUAAUAUAAUACGCGAACAUAAUUGAUUGAUUGAAGAGUAAAAAGAAAAUUUUUUUUAUUUUUCAUUUUUCAUUCAAUAAAUUGGAAAUAAGCGUGGAGUGGAGAAUGGACAUAGUGGGAUUUUUAAAUAACUACGUGGAGAGCAAUAGCAGUGCAUUAUCGAGUAAAAGUGUGAAGAGAAGCAUCAGUAUCAUCAGCAGUAAAUCGGUACGUCGAGCUUCGGCGUCACGACGCUCGGUGCGCCCGCAUCGUCGCAGAGACUAGCAAAAUCACAUUCCGCAACCUCAUCUUCAUCUUGUAAAAAACGUUUGGUUUGUGGUGGUUUUGGUAUUGGGGGGAAGGGAAGAGCCCGAGUGAUCUCCCUGUGGGGCUCGAGAGAGAGAAGAGAAACUAGCCAAUAAGCACACACACGUCUCGUGUGUCUGCCUCGAGGCACCGCCGCGCGAAAUCGCCGAGACGUACAGAAAAAUUUUUCACCGUUUUUUGUGAUAAAAUCGAGAUUUUAGUUGAAUUCGCGAGUGUGUGAUUCAUCCUCGAGGGACUGUUUUGUUCCUUUUUUUUUGGGGGGGGUUUUUUGCGGACGGUGGAGUGAACUGGUGUGAGGGGAGACAAGUGAUAAUUUGGGAGGAAGCUGAGGUGCCUAUUGUUUUAGAGUAGAUAUGGAAUUUUUUGGAGUAAGGAGUGUCGACCUCGUGGUUGUGGGGUCCCUCGUGCUUGGCGCGCUUGUCAUACUCGUGGGAUUCAUCAUCGGACGACGCACCGGGUCUGCAAGGACUACACAUGUGUCCGAAGAUACCAAGGUCCACGUAGAGUCGGAAAAUUCUGAGCCAUUAACAUCUACAUCUGGUAAUAGUCAAGCCAUUUCCACUGGUGGUGGUAAAAGAGCUAAAAAUAAAAAACGUCGUGAGGCACAACAGGAGUUCACGCACUCGUGGAUGGUGGGCGCACUCAAGGGUCACACUGGGCCUGUCCUCGACAUGAAUUUCUCCAGUGACGGCAAGUUCCUCGCAAGCUGUGCCGAAGAUUGCGGUUUGGUGCCAGAAGACCUGGAGGAGGGAGCAGCCUCGUCAGCACACCCCAAGCCCUCAGAAAUGUCGACACCAUCGAGUACAGCCUCAUCACCAAGCAUGGACCAACCGGCCCCAAAAGAGCGUGACCGUGCUAUUCUCAGCCGCCGCCAGCGAAAGAAUCGCACACGAGCAACACGAGAGCAGCGUCGUGACCGUGAAGAUGACCCGGAGGAUGAUAGCAACGUAACUCCACCCCCGCGUCAUCGUCAUCAUCACAGGCUGCAGCAGCACGAGCGCAGGUACUUAACAGAAUCCCCAACGGGAUCGUUAGACUCAGUUGCAUCAAACAGUCCUAAAAACUCACGCAAACAGGCCCAAAUUGCCAACAAGAAUCGAAAUACGAGUGAAAGUGCGGGAAAGAGCGAAUCGAAGAGCAUCAACCAGAGCUCUAAAACGUCAGGUGUCAACGGCAAAAAAUCACACAAUGCAACAGCUGAACGCAGCCAACAGAGGGCUCAGCUUAAUCACUUGAGUGACACCGAGUUGGAAACACUUUUGAGAACAUACACUCUAGGUGGAAUGCAGCUUGCGCAUCUCGGUUAUCCCGUGGAGUGCAGUUACUAUCCGGGUAUUGUAGUGAUACUGAAUCAUCAUCCGUUGGGUCAUCGUCUUUACAACUGCAGUCAGCAGCAGCAGCAGCAACAACAGCAACAGCAGCAGCAGCAGCAUCUCCUAGACGUUAAUGCCCAGGAAUUUGUUCCCAGCACAAAUUCAAAUUCCUACAGUGCCGAGUUGGAGGUGGACAGUGGUAAUGGUAGUGGAUCGUCAGUCGAGAACUCAGACUUGGAGCCUGAGAGUCUCUCAGACAGUGACAAAAAUUCCGACAUUGUUGAAUCAUCAUCGUCAUCUUCUUCGUCUUCAGACUACUCUGAAAACACGAGAAGGGACUGGAGAUUCAUACAUGAAUUAUGGGGGCCACCAGAGCCCUCAGCACCGCAAGUUGUUGUGCGGCCCUGUGUUAGAUGCUCCAAGGGUUUUUACAUGAAUCGCUCAACUGGCCACUACAUCACCGAAGAGCGAUGUAUCUAUCACUGGGGAAAGUUGAGAAAUACCAGCAUUGGGUAUGAAUGGGAGUGCUGCAAUGGACAUGAACACGCACGUGGAUGUACAACGGCCAAAGUGCACGUGUGGUCUGGUCUUGUUCGUGGUUGCAAUGGACCCUUUAUCGAUUACGCUCGUACCCAACCUUCUCAUGUUAUACCACCUGACGGUAAUUAUGGUGUUUAUGCACUAGACUGUGAAAUGUGUUUCACAAGACGUGGUCUCGAAUUGGCUAAGGUCACUGUCGUGGGAAUGAAUGGUGAUAUUAUUUAUGAUACAUUAGUGAAGCCUGAUGUCGAUGUACUUGAUUACAACACGAGAUUCAGUGGUAUUACAGCUAAAGCAUUGUCACGUGCAAAAAAAACGUUGAGUGAUGUUCAGAAAGAUCUCAUGAGUUUUAUUCAUGCUGAAACUAUACUCAUUGGUCAUGGCUUGGAGAAUGAUCUUCGAGCACUGAAGCUAGUUCACACAACAGUCAUCGAUACGUGUGUGGCGUUUCCCCAUUAUCUUGGGUAUCCUUACAGAAGUAGUCUUAAGACACUUGCCAAGAGACUUCUUCAACGUGAAAUUCAAGUAUCUAAACAUGACUCGGUGGAGGAUGCUAGAAGUGCGGUUGAUCUUAUGCUCAGGAGAAUUGAACUCGAUCUUGCUAGAGCCCGUCACUUACAGGAAAUUUAGUGAUCAGUGUUCAGUUCCAAGUGAAAUCUGUGAUAUGUAUGUAUACAUCGCCAUCAUCCCCAUUCCCUCAACUUCACUCACUCGAAACAAAAACUGCCUGACUUUGGAGUAUAUCUCUAAUAAUCAUUUUUUUAUCAUUACCCCAUUAUCCCUCCUAUACAUAUCUGUCUCUUGAGCGUCAAUGCGAGUGUUUAUUUUGAAUCAAAACGUGGGUGACACGUGAUACAUAUCGACGCUUAUGUGGAUUUGACACGUAUUAUUUUCCAUGUACUUACGUGGUGUGCUCGUCUUUAGGAAAAAUGUAAACAAGGAAAUGUGCUUAUUCUCAUCAUCGCACGUGCAAGAAUGACAGAUAGGUUUUUAUCAUAUCAUCUUCGUUCAGUAACUUGUAAAUAUGGCAUCGUAUUUAUUCAAAUGUAUCCAACGAAGGCACGCGGUAUCGAUGUAUACAAAUUUCAUUGAUAAAACGUUUUUGUGAGUAGCUUUUUUUAAUUUUGUUUCUUUUUAAAUGGAGUACACUUUCACCCUCUAAUUGUGAGGACGGAAUUAUUCAUUGGAAAAAAGAGGACUGCGCUCAUGUGCAAUGAACCGCAUAACCGUUACGCUUUUUUCUCCAGUUAAAUGUGAAUAAUCAAGGGUCGGUCCUGCCCUCGUGUCUCGAGUUUAGCUUUUUAAUAAAUGCAAGCCCAUUGUGAAUCUCAUUUCGGUAUUGUUGGGGACUUUUGAGAGGUUGAAUAGGGAGUUAGAAGAGGCGAAAGCUCAAAGUCUAUUAUACUCAUAUUUUUGAAAAGGAAAUAUUUAUCAUAUUUUUGGUCUGAGACGUCAAGAGUUAUAUCUAGAGUUGCUAUUCCAUUGAGAAAAUUUUUUUAUACUCUAUGAGGGAAUUAGAAUAUUCUCGAGCAUAUCACGAGACCCUGUCAGUCUCGAUCACGACAGUUCAAUUUCAGUGAGAUUGAUUGUGUGGAAUAUUUCGGGUGACAUUAUUCGAGCACGACAGAACACUCGAUCCACGAAUACUCGAGUGGGUGUGUCAAUUAUUUUUGUCUGAUAAAGCUCAGGUGGAUAUUCCGUUGAAUCAAUAAAUCCGAAUGAUACAAAUAGAGUAUUAACGUUGUUAUUUGCUGUCUGAGUGCUGAGUUCUCAGCAAACAAUAUUGAAAUUUUGAUCAGUGAAAAAUAAAACGAAAGAGAGAAGGGAAAAUUCAUUGAAAUGGGAUGUGUUUCUGUCGGUAUGUUGAUUAUCGAUAUUUUUGUAAAUGUACAUUUACAUGCUAGAGUCAAUUUUUCACGACUAAAAUAAAGGAUUAACGAUCCUUAAAUUUAUCAUUCAAUUGCGUGAAGUUUUCCCCUUCAUUAUGUCAUUAUUUUAUACCGUUAACAUUAAGAGUUAAUAAUAAUGGGUGAUCUUUGAACUUUCCAAUGAUUUCAAAUGACUAGUCGAAUGAACUUUGAACUAAAAGUAAUACUACGGGCAGACAUUUCAUAAAUACUAAGUGAUGCAUUAAAAAUUGCAAAAUAAAUUGAACUCUUAUACCUCAUACGCUGCGGCAAUUUGUACAUUUACGUUUCUUUUUUUUUUCAAACAGGAAGAGUUAUGGGAAAAUGAUAGUACUGUUGAAUUUUUAAAUUGAUGUUCUCUCACGUUUGUGGUGGUUUGCUUCACAGUGAUUUGCCGAAUGAUAAAGGUUUAUGAUUUACUAUUGUAAGGUAAGAUAAGAUAUGAUGUACUUUGGAGGCUGUUGAGUUAUGAAUGAAUCUGCGGACUUUGAUUUUACGAUUUAUCCUUGUGUUUAGGGGAGAUAAAUAAGGUUUUUUAAUACGUAAUGAGUGGCUGAUUGUCGCCUUCCUACCCACAGGAACUUUCUCUUCACUCCCACCUCUCAUUCUUUCUUUCGUUUUAAAAGUUGAACGGCUAAAGUAAACUGCUGAGAGCUGCGAGUGUCGCUUCCGUUCGUGAGAUAAAUUGAAAUAAAAAUGGAAAAAAUUCACGAUGAUGAGAAAUUAAAGAUUGAAGAUAUUAAUAGUGUAUUUUUGAUGAUGAAAAAUUGUGCGAAUAUUGAGCGUUUAAUAUUCAAGAGAUACUGCGUUUUAUCUGCAGUGUGUAUAUGUCGUUACCGUGUGCGAUAUACAUAAGAAACAAAUUUAGAUUUAAGGUUUAAAUAUAAGUGAUGUUUGUACGAACGUGCGCAAGACUUGUGAAUGUUUAAUUUUAUCAAAAAUAUUUGAUGUAAGAUUUCUUUUUUUUUCAACGUGGUUCUUGUAGAUCAUACAAGUUUACUCCACGUUUAUCAAUUAAUACAUU
Molecule: messenger RNA, 5203 nt
Organism: Diachasma alloeum
Lineage: Eukaryota; Metazoa; Arthropoda; Insecta; Hymenoptera; Braconidae
Product: transducin beta-like protein 2
Exons: 3
Coding region: 773-2902 (709 amino acids)
Biological process (GO): endoplasmic reticulum unfolded protein response
Cellular component (GO): nucleus; endoplasmic reticulum
Molecular function (GO): nucleic acid binding; protein binding; exonuclease activity
Source: RefSeq, a predicted model, not a curated record